Molecule: messenger RNA, 1236 nt
Organism: Tachyglossus aculeatus (Australian echidna)
Lineage: Eukaryota; Metazoa; Chordata; Mammalia; Monotremata; Tachyglossidae
Product: putative olfactory receptor 2W6
Exons: 5
Coding region: 1-1236 (411 amino acids)
Biological process (GO): G protein-coupled receptor signaling pathway
Cellular component (GO): membrane
Molecular function (GO): olfactory receptor activity; G protein-coupled receptor activity
Source: RefSeq, a predicted model, not a curated record
AUGGCAAAUGUCACUGAUAGCUCGUUGGCAGGGUUCAUCUUGGUGGGCUUCUCUGACCGGCCCAGACUGGAGAUAGUACUGUUUGGGGUCGUCUUAAUCUUCUACCUCCUCACCCUAUUUGGCAACAUGACCAUCAUCCUCCUGUCGUCCCUGGACCCUCGACUCCACACCCCCAUGUACUUCUUCCUCACCAACCUCUCCUUCCUGGACCUCUGCUACACCACCAGCUCCAUCCCCCAGAUGCUGUACAACCUGUGGGGGGCAGACAAGACCAUCUCAUACCUGGGCUGUGCCAUCCAACUCUACUUUGUCCUAGCCUUCGGGGGUGUGGAAUGCGUCCUAUUGGCGGUCAUGUCUUAUGACCGCUAUGCUGCCAUCUGCCAACCUCUCCAUUACAGUGUCAUAAUGUCCCCACGACUCUGUGGCCAGCUGGCCUCCCUGGCCUGGUUGAGUGGGUUGGGAAACUCUCUGGUCAUGUCCCCUCAGACCCUGCUCCUUUCCCGUUGUGGCCGCCACCGAGUGGACCACUUCCUGUGUGAGAUGCCCGCUCUGAUUAGUCUGGCCUGUGUUGACACCUUGUUGACUGAAGCCGUGGCCUUUGCACUGGGCAUCUUAAUCAUCCUUGCCCCACUGAUGUUAAUUCUGGCCUCCUACAUCUUCAUCGCUCGGGCUGUGCUGAGGAUCAAGUCAGCGGUUGGGAGGCAGAAGGCUUUCAACACCUGUGGCUCUCACCUCACUGUCGUCAGUCUCUUCUAUGGCACCAUCAUCUACGUGUACCUGCAGCCGGCUGACAGUGCUUCUCAGGACCAGGGAAAGUUUCUCACGCUCUUCUACACCAUCAUCACCCCAUGUGCCAAUCCCCUCAUCUACUCCCUGAGGAAUAAAGAUGUGAAAGGGGCUCUGAAGAAGGUGUUCGGGCGGGAAAAUGAACCUGGAGGAACAGGGACCUGGAAUGAUCAACCCCAGGAUUUUGAGAACAGUGAGUCCGAAGCCAGCUGGUGCCUAAUCUUCUUCUUUCUGUUUUUUGCAUUCUCAAAGUUUGUUGCCCUCAUGCUGAUGUCAUAUGACCGCUAUGUGGCCAUCUGUUGCCCCUUGCACUAUGAAAUCACCAUGAAAGACAGAGUCUGUGUACAGAUGGUGGUGACUUCCUGGCCCAGCGAAGUCCCCCCACGCCUUGCACCCCCAUCGAGUGGUUUGCGAGUGGCCACUCCGCCGCCCAGCAGCAAUUCUGAAUAA